Messenger RNA from Nothoprocta perdicaria, 4611 nucleotides. RefSeq names its product coiled-coil domain containing 180 (gene CCDC180). Bases 58 to 4527 code for a protein of 1489 amino acids. The transcript has 34 exons. NCBI's taxonomy places the organism in Eukaryota, Metazoa, Chordata, Aves, Tinamiformes, Tinamidae. The record is from RefSeq and is a predicted model, not a curated record.
AUUUUGGAUCGCGUGUCAGGACGCAGGCGAGGCCGUCACGAUGAAGCACUGACCUUAAUGCACCGUGAACUUGCCUGCAUUGCCAGGGAAAUGGAACCUUUUAUUUUGGAGCCUGGGAAUUUGCUUUUGUCAAAACUGUUGGAAUCAGAUAGCAAAAUCGAACUUCUGUUCAAAAAGAUUGAGCUCCACACUGAUCUGGAAGGCUUCUCAAUAGAAAGUUUGGAAGAAUUGUGGGAUGUCAUCCACAAGGAAUCCUUGGCCAGAAGGAAGUGGAUUAGGGAAAUGGAUGAAACCUUAAAAAUGGUCGAAUGGAGUCGAACUGACAAAAUAACAGAAGUACUGAGAAAGUACACCGUGAUGUUGGAGGAGAUUGCGUUCCUCUUACCACCUGAUGUCUACAGGUUCAUGAAUGAUGAAGCCAUGAUUAUUAACAGAGCCCUAUUGGCCAAUCGGAGGGCAAUUGCCAAGCUGUUCUUUAAUCUAAUGAAAAUGGAGUUGAAAAGGGAAUUAUCACAUAGGUUGAAAUGGCAGGAUAAGGUGAAGGACUGGAGGCUCCUGCAAAAGAACAAUGUGCUUCAGAGUUUCAGAGAAUUUAUGGCAAGUGAAGAAAUACAGAAUCCACCAGCUGUACAACAAGAAGUGGAAAACAUGAUAGAGAAUCACAUUUUCCUUAAUGAAAGGAGAGUAGAAUUUCUGCAACACCUUGGGUAUGAAAAAAAAAAGAAUAGUAAUGGGAAAACAGGUCACCUUUUGCCCCCUACGCACACGAAAGCUGAGAUGAACGAAUGGUAUGAAUCGUUGGUGGAUUUGAACAGCAGCAUAGAUACCCACAGUGAGCAGUGUCUGCUGAAAAUUCGUGCCCAGUAUGAGAGGGUCCAGCAGAAAUGUUUGACAGAAGUGCAGUUAUGCCAGAAUAAACUGCUGAAUCUGAAAGCUUGCACACAAAUGGAGGCUGAAGAAAUUGUGAAUUCUGACUUGCUUCAGUUGACUGAAAAAUUACAAAGUCGGUUUGAAGAGGAACUGGAUCACAUGGAUAGAGAUUUGAAGGAGCUGGCUAAGCAGAAUGAACAAAACUGUAGAGAAUUGUACAGUUAUUUUCAGGAGGCCAUCGCCCUCUGGGAUGUCCAUCAGCUCAAACUCUCCUACCAAGAAGAUGAACUUAAGCAAAAAUUAGAUGAAUGCAGGUGGAGACAGGAUAACUUCAUACAGAUGACAGAAACUGAUCUGGAUAUAGUUUUGGAUAAAAUGAGAACAGCAAGCUCUGAAGAAAAGCUGAAGAGAUAUUUGGAGAAAGCUGUUUCUUCUUUGGAUGCUAUUGGAGCUGGGUAUGAGACGUUCAACCAUGUUCUAGUGGAAAAAGUAAUGGCUUACCCAGAAGCUGUUUUGCAGGAGUUGAUUUCUUAUAGUGAAUCCAUCAGCCAAUAUUUCAAUGUAAAAGAAAUCUUUAAACAGACCUUGCAAGGAAAGAUAGAAACAACUUGUCAAGAGCAAGAAUUAAUUGAGGUUUCGGAAGCUGAAAUUACAGUGGAACAGCAAGCUGAGAGCCCUGCACAAGAAUAUGAAGAAGAAAAGGAAAAGACUGAUACCAUUCGACAGGAAAAUAAGGAAACACAUACACCUGAGAAUGAGGACAUCUUUGCACAAGAAACGGAAGAAACAGAGCAACAAGAGGAUGAGGAGAGUAUUCCUCAUGAAAGUGAAGAAACUGAGGAGACCGAGCAGGGGGUAAACUUUGCACAAGAAGGUGAAGAAGAGAACAAAUUUGAAGGUGAAGGAAGUCCUGCAGAUGAUCAUGAUGAAAUGGGAAGACCCCGUCAGGCUGAGGAUGUGAUCAAGAGUGACGAGGUGGAAAGCUCAGAAUUUGCUGUUGAGAUCUUUUCCACUUCUAGUGGAAACACUUACACAGUUUUGGGAGCUGAAGAAGCGGGAAAGAGCAGCAUCCCAGAGAAUUACGUUUCUCAAUACGAACAAAGAGAAUCACUUCCUGCACACCUGAAACAUGUCCUUAUAGAAGAAGCUGUGUUUGCAGAGCUUAAACGAUGGAUUCGCCUCUGCUUCUUUGAGCACUUGGAGAAGUGGUUCACACAGUCUUUAUCCAACUCUUCCGUCAUUGUGGAUGCGAAGAGAGAGGAGCUGAAAUCAGAACUUAAUCUGCACCUUCACUUGCAUCAGUCAAGGCAGGAGCACAUAAAGACAAAUAUCUACAAUGUUAGAGCUGCGGAACUGUCGCUUCACAAGGAGCGUCUGGAGUGUCACUGUGCAGGGGUGGUGGAAGCUCUGGGCAAGGAAAAAAAUGAAUUUUUCCGACUUCGUGAACAGCAAAACACCAUCAGCAAAGACUUCUGCUCACGGGUCCGUGACAUGGGAUCUGCCUUGGUUGGUGCUGCCAAGACUGAGAAGUUGGUUUCUUUCACUGAAAGUCUUCACUCAGAGCUACUUAAUCAUCUCGAAAUCAUCCAGAUUUCCCUGAGAAGCUACCGGAACUAUUUGGAGGAAUCUUUGGGAAAAUUGCGAGAUUCAAAUGUGGAUUUUCUCAAAACUUGCAGAUUAUUUUCAGAGGGAGGUAACUUUUCUCCUGAAGAGAUGCAAUUUUUCUGCAAGCGUCUUCAGAAAGAAUGUGAACGUAUUGACUCUUUCGAAGGUUUAAUCAUGGUUGACAUGGAAAAAAUGGAAUCAGACUACUUUGAGCAGGCUACUGAAAUAAUCAGCCAGUCUGAAACCAAAUUCCGUUAUCUUUCUAUGGAUCGAGCCUUUAUGGAAAAGAUCCAACGAUUUCUGACAAAUCUACAAGUGAAAAUCAAGUCAGAGGUUGCAAACUCUAAUUUGCAGGCGGUGACGUUGAACUCCUGCCUGGAGAAGCUCCAUGAGAAAAUAGAUGCUUGUGCUCGUCCUACUGCGGAUAAAGAAGCUUUGACUUCAGAAGAGUUGUAUGAUUUUUCUAAAAUAGUGUUGAAAGAACUGAAAAAGAGGAGUCAGUAUCUUGACUGCUUGCUAGUAAAUGUAACCAGCCUUUAUGACAACGAGGACGUUUCCUCUUCUGCCACAGAGGUUACAACACAGGGUCCAAGUGCAGAUGCCGUUCGAACAGAGUCCCUCAGAGCUGACAGCAGCAUGAUGCUGAUGGGGUUGGAUCCCGUUAAAUUUCCUUUGUUAAAUCCAAGCAGAAUGGGAAAGUCUGCAGUUGAAGAUAUAUCAAUAAGUGUUAUCAAAAACUUACUUGACAAGGUAUUCAAAAUCCCCUUUUCUUUCAGAAUUCAGCCAUCCCAAAAGUCCUCAAUCUCAAAUCCAGAGAGGAAUGAAGGUUCAAACUCAUUGGCACCAGCAAUUCUUCCCACAUCAAAGAAGAUUUCUUACCUGAAUGUGCCUGAUGAAGGUCCCCAGAAAUCCGCUUACAAUUACCCAGCUCUGAGCACAAAAAAGUCAUCCUCCAUUAUAAGAAAGGUGUCAACAGGAAGUACGCAGAAAUACAGCAGAGCGGGUCGCAAUGACAAGAGAUUCUAUAUAUUUGAAGAGAAGCCUCCAGAAUCUGAUACUUUUAAGGGGAUUAUUAACAGCCUUCUCUGGGCGGGUAGUGACAGCUUGCUCUCUCUUGCUGAGGAGUUCUACCGAAAAGAUAAGCAUCAGAUCACAAUUCCUGAAGAUCUGCCUGAGACAUUUGAACACUGUGCUGAGCGGCUCAGACAGAAACUAGUGUCAUACCAAAGUCAAACAGAAGACUACUAUAAUUCCUGUCUAAUAGAAUUUCGGGAUCAGCUGAAGUUGUUUGAGGAGCAUCUCCCUUAUGUCUCACAGUUGGCAGUCAAUAGUCUUUUAAAAGAGCAUGAGCAGAAGCUCAGCUGUUCCAUUGAUCAGAUUCGGCACCUCUUCAAUAAGCAGCUGGAAAACUGGGAGAGUAUAAAGGCUGUGCACACAAACCAAUUGCGCCCUUCUCUGGGACAUCCAGAUAAUUUGCUUCAGCUGGAAGCUUUGUGCCAGAAAGAAAUAAAAAGGCAAAAAGAGCAAGCUGAUGCCAUUCGCCUCAAUACCCAGAAGAUGCAGACCAGUGCUACUGAGUGUGCUCAGAACUUUGUUUCUGCACUAGCUGCCUUCACAGAAAAGCUGCUUCUGGAAUUAGAUGAAAGUAUCACUAUUGACGACGUACAGCUAGCAAAAAUUGAAAUGCCCAGAGAGAAGAUCUCCACCCUGCUGCGUCGAAAGCAAGCUGGGCUCUCUUUGCAGACCUCUGAAGCUGAGCAGUUGAUUGAACGUGGGAGCAGGACUUGGCCGGGAAUACCAACAACUACUCUUCCAGGCAUUUCAGACCAUAUCCUUUGCAGGGAAACUGCCUCUGUGACAACUGCUAAGACCACACUGGGUCACGUAGCAGUAGUGGAAGCAAGAGAUGCCGUAUAUGAGAAAUACAAAUGUAAACUUGAGCAGCAAUUUGCCCAGAUCAAGGAAGAAAGUGAAGCUCAGCUGAUAAAAGCUCGACGCUGGGAAGACUGGUGGAAACACUCCAUUGAGAAGAUAAAGCAGCUCUAUACAUGAGAUCAGUCGAAUCUUGCUCAUUUCUUUCUGUUCUGCAAAUAAAUGUACUCCUAAUAAAGGAAAGUGAUGCCAUUGUAUAUUUGC